AUGUUACGUCGCUUAAUACCGUCUAUUGUACAAAUCCGAGGUGUUAAACAGUUGGUCGAUACAAAAUGGGUUAGACCUGAAUAUGUGCCUGCUUAUAAACCAGAGAGAUCUGGUGAUCUUGAGGGUUUACCAGUAAUACCACCAAGUGCUUUACCUGAAGAAUAUGCGCUGAGUGAGGAAAUUAAGAAUGCGUCGGAGGCGGUGAAGCAAAUAUUUUCGAUUGAACAUAGAGGGAAGAAAGAAUACAAUAAGCUGGUGAAAAAGGAAUUGAUAAAUAGAAUAAGAAGACACCAAUAUGAUGAAAACACGGCAGAAACAAGAAUUGCAAGAAUAACGGGUCACAUCCGCUGCUUGCAAGACACAUUAGAAAAAUUCCCAAGAAAUGUGCAGGCUAAGAAAACAGCUCAAGAACUUAUAGAUAAAAGGAAAAAACUGCUGAAAUUCCUCCGUCAAUAUGAUUAUAAAAAGUUUGAAUGGCUACUAGAGAAACUUAAUAUUGUUUAUAAAGCACAUCCUGAGUCCUUACACAAGCUUUCACGUAAGGAGUCUUUACGAAAAUUAACUGAGAUGCAUUGUGAGGAGAUCCGUCAGGGGAAAUUAACAGAAUAUAGGAAUCUACUGGAGAGUCAGCAAGGUCCGUUCCUCAAAGAUAAAAUUGAUGCUUUAAAACUGAUUAGAAGCGAGCAGAUUGAAUUGCAACUACCGAUAACUGUAACUGAACAGGAUAUAAAGAAAGUAGAGCAACAAUUCGAAGAAUGGAAAAUCAAGGAUGACCUUAAGCAACAGGCCAGGAAGAAAAAGAAAAACCUUCUAUUAGAAUAA
Danaus chrysippus (African queen) is the source of this 822-nucleotide messenger RNA. The record is from the annotation of a GenBank genome assembly. Lineage: Eukaryota; Metazoa; Arthropoda; Insecta; Lepidoptera; Nymphalidae.